CCUCCUCCUCUUCUCCCCGAGGUGGAGAAACAGAGAGACGUCAGGCCGGACCGGAGAUUAGCAGUGGCUUUAAGUGGAUUAGAAAGCAGCCGAGUUUGGGAGAAGCGAGCGGAGAGUGAGCGGAGCAGGCGCCGCUUCGCCCCCUCAGGCUUCAGCCUCUCUCUCUUUCGCUCGCUUUCUCUCUCGAACUGAGGCGCCCCGCCAUGCCCCAGACAGUGGCUCUGAGCGGCCCUUCGCCGUGGGGCUUCCGGCUGGUCGGGGGCAAGGACUUCAGCACCCCGCUGACCAUUUCUAGGAUUAAUCCUGGAAGUAAAGCCGCCCUUGCCAGCCUUUGCCCAGGUGAUGUCAUCUUGUCAAUUAAUGGUGAGAGCACAGAAAACAUGACACACCUAGAAGCACAAAACAAGAUCAAAGCUUGUCUGGAUCAGCUGACCCUAUCUGUGAACAGAGCUGAAAGCAAGGCUUGGCCCCCUAAUAUUUUAGAAGAUGGAAAAGCACAAGCUUAUCGAGUCAAUGUAGAACCGGAGCCACAGGAUAAUGGACCUGUUCCAAAUAGAAGACCAGCGACAUUUUCACCUGGAGGAAGUCCAACAGACAACAAACAGAUAUCGAACUUGCAGUACAAUAACCCCACGCGGCUAUAUACAAACAACAACGCAGAUUCCAGUUUACCAUCACAGAUGAGUAGUCUGCAUAUCACAUCUUCCCACAGCGCUGACCCUUUGAGGUCCCUACCAAGAAGCAGAAAUGGAAUUGACAUGGACUCAGAUGUGUACAAAAUGCUGCAGGAUUAUGAAAGGCCAGUUUCAGAACCCAAGCAGUCAGGAUCUUUCCGAUAUCUGCAAGGCAUGUUGGAAGCAGGAGAAAAUGGUGAAAAACAUGACAGGCUGACGAGUCCAAGACAUGUUAAAUCUCCAGUAUCCAAAUUGGGUGGAGCCAUGCCUGGCUUACAGAUGCUCCCCGAGUGCACCAGAUGUGGGAAUGGAAUUGUCGGCACAAUAGUGAAAGCCCGUGACAAGCUCUACCAUCCAGAGUGUUUCAUGUGCGAUGACUGCGGCCUCAACUUGAAGCAAAGGGGCUACUUCUUCAUUGAGGAACAGCUGUACUGUGAAAUGCAUGCCAAGGAAAGGGUUAAGCCGCCAGAAGGAUAUGAUGUGGUUGCUGUUUAUCCCAAUGCUAAAGUUGAACUUGUCUAAAUAGAUACUCUUAUUUCCUGGAGAGGUCAAGAGGUGGCACACCCACCCACAGGCACAGGCACUGUUUUAAAGCAUGGCUGUAAUCAACUCUUGAUUAUUCAAGUCUCAGUAAAAUGUCUUUUCAGAGAUAAAAUGGUUUGCACUUGGGAUCUCAAGGGGAUAGUGCUGAAAGGCCUCUGAAAAGGAUUUCUCUCUCCUUUUGACACUUGCUUUUGGGUUGCUGUGUUGUUGUUGUUUGGGUGGGUGCUGUUUUGUUUCAUUUUUUACUGCACAUAGUUUCCAUCAUCAACCCAAUCCAAAACCUGUGUAAAUAUGGGUGCUUUUUAAAACACUGUUUCAUAUAAAACCAGUAUUUCUUUUAUUCUGGACUCAGCUCAUCUGGUAAAGAAAAAGCGAUUUAUAUGUGUUGUAUGUGUGAUAUAACAUUGUGUCACCAGAUGGCAACAUGGAAUCCAGUUUUUCUCUAUCUGUUUUCCCUGUUUAAAUUUACAAUGUUUUAAAACUGAAACGCUUCUUUGUUGUGUCUAGAUCCAGCCUCUGUCUCGUUUUAAAAUAUAAAGAAGACUGCAUGAAAGCUCCAUGCAAAGAAGGCACUUUAAGAAAUGACAUUUACAUUUUACAUUUUAAAGCAUUGCAUCACAUUAACUUUCGUCAGUGAUAGAGAUAUGCCACAAAGAUUGCUUUGUGGCUUUCAGAGUGAUAGAAAACUGAGGCCACGUGUUAUGAGAAUUAUAAAUAUGAAGCUGGCUGCAUGAGUUUCAUCAAGAAACUUGGGAAUGAACAGAUAAAAGACUCGUAAGAACACAGAUAUAUAAAAAAUGUAAUGUCCUGGUUGCCAUUUCCAAACAAUACUAUUUAUUACAUGUAAGACUAAUCACUAACAUUUAUCAUUCUGGCGAUAUCUGUCAGCAGUAGCUAGAGCUAUCCACUCUAGCUUGUGGGGCUUGUGUUCCAACACUGCCUUUCUUGUUAUACCAGAGAAAAUAUCAUGUGAAUCCCAAUGGAUGGUCCCCCAUUGACUGGUAGCAAUGAACAGGCUGGAAACCCUGUUAAGUAUCCUCAGGUCUUUCCAGAUCAAGGGGACCCUAAUGUAAUGUCCAUUCUGACACCAAACUAAAACUGUGUAAACCACUGUUGUGCCCUGCAUAAAAUGUUUAAGAAAGAUUUCACAUAUAUAUUGUACAUGUGGUUUUCUCUCUCUCAUCUUUGAGAAAGCAUGGUUUCUUUUGCAGAUAUUCUUGGUUACUGAAUCAUCUACGCACCUGCAUUUUUUUCUUUUUUUCUUUCUUUCUUUCUUUCUUUCUUUCUUUCUUUCUUUCUUUCUUUCUUAUAAAACUUUGAACAAAGGGCUGUACAUGCCAGGAAUAAACACUUUACUUAAAACUGCUUUCAGAUACAAUGAAGUUGACCUGGUCAACACUAUGUGCAGAACACCUAAAUCCAGCCUAGGAUGAAAAGAAAAAUAAUUCAUUCCAGAUUCUUUUUUUAGGGCAAGGCAUCAGACCUAAAUAUCAUAGACAUUUGGGAGAUUUCAAGACAAUCAUUGUGUAACACAACAAUUGCACAUUUGUUAUUCAUUUGUUACAUUUGAAAUUGUCAUUUCUUGAGAGGAAUUAUGUCAUCACCAAUCCUGAUUACAGAGCUAUUGGGGGAGGGAACCCCUGCGGUUUUUGAAUAGAAGGAUAUGACCGAGACCUUACAGAAGUCAACUCCUGAACUCAAGUAUAAACAAUCCAGAUAUGAAAAUGAGGAUGGAAUGCUCAGUGGCCCUUGUGCUCUCCGAAACAGUGAUUGCCCUGGGCAGCCAAACUGCUAAUCCUAAGUGUAAAGGGGGGGGGGAAUAAACUUUCUAUGUCUAAAUGUUUAAGCCUCAGCUGCAUUUUGGCAACAGCUUAUACACCAUUUUUUUAAAAAAAAGUCAGAAUGCAUUACGUUUUUGGCAAUGUGGUCACUUUAUGGAAGCGGAUCCAGUAUGAUGUUGUGGUUCAGGGUUGUAGGCAGGAUUAAAAUCCCCACUCAGCCAUGCAGCUUGCUCGGUGACCAUGAGACAGUUGCAGUCUCUCAGCCUAACCGACCUUACAGGGUUGUCAUGAGGAUAAAAUGGGAAUGGAGUAAACCAUGCAGAACACCUUGAGCUCCUUGAAGGAAAAGUGGCAUAUAAAUGUAAAUCUCUAAUGAAACCAUUGGCAUAUUCUGCUCAGUAGAAGGCUCUGCACAAGUAAUGAUAUGAGUCCAAUUCCUAGUUAAGUGCUAGGCACAUGCAAUCCCCAAAAAUAUAAAGAAUCAUGCCAAGCUUGGUAUCAGCAAUAUUGUUUGACUCUUUAAGGGGGCAUAGGCUUUUCUCAAAUCACAGACAUAUAGGAAAUUCAACCAGGACCGCUUAAAUCCCCCCCACACCCCAUAAGAUGGGAAUGACAGGAGAGUUCACUGUUUGCCAUAGUAGAUUUAUGGCAGUGGAUCAUCAACAGAACUCAGGGUAGAGAAAGGCAACACUCACAGCAUUAUUAUCCAAGGGUUCCACUAUGUGGCCUGCAGGUAUAAAUUUUAAAAAAUAUAAUAAGCAAUUAAGGUUUUGUGCAAACAGAACGGUUCCAUUUGUUUUAGGAACUAUAAACUCCUACACCAAAGGGAAAGAUGUGUACUUUGCUUAGAAACAGUAUUGCUUAUCAAUUUCACAAACACCAUUGCUAGUAAGAACAAGAGUGAAACCAAAUUGCUCUGUGUGAACAGGUAUACUAUGCCUUAACUGAGAAAAAAUAUGUGGCAACAAGCUAAAAAAAAAUUGUGUGCUGUUAGUUAAUCCAUAUUGCUCUUUACAGUGAAUACAGUUCUGUGUUUUCUACCCAGUUACAUUAGCUAAUUAAACAGGUGAGGUUUAGUUCAUUAAUUGAUUGAUUAAAUAUGAACAAAGUUGUAUAUGCAAAAUAUUAUACCUAAAAAAAUACCGUCUUUGCCUUUGGAUGAUGUAUACAUAUGCCACAACAGGAAUAACUUUCAAAGAAGUCAUUCUUUCUCCCAAGCGGGACUCCUCUUAUGGUGAUACUUGUCACCUGCAGUUGUUAUAAAGUGCUUCUAUUAAAAAUAAUUUCAGUUUUUAGAAUUCUUUUGACCCAUUAAUUGGUGAUUCCUUUUUAGUCGGUCAACACUUGUCGAUUAGUCUAAUUGAUUUACUAAGCAUUGGAACCAUUAAUAUUUUCACAUUAUGUCUUAGCAAAUCUAACAUCAGGUGAUCUUUGAAAUUCUACUUUGAAAGUCUUGUAAACACUUUGAAGGCAGCUUUGCCACCAAAUGAAGUUUAAGUUUGCUGGUCUAGAGUUUUUGUUGUUGUAUCAGUACAAAUGAACUGAAAAAUUAUAAAUGUUUAUCAUUUAUUAAUAGCAUAAAAAUAUUGUUACUGUUUUAUUUACUGGUUGCUAACAGAAACAUGUUUCUUUGAGAUAGUCAUGAACAUUCAUUUUAAUUUUGUUUAUUAACAUUGUUGGUCUUCAAGGACCGAAGCUAUUUUUUGUGGGUUUCUAUAUGAACUAGCACUGGAAAAUGCAUCUUAUGAACCUCUGAUUUUACAUACUGGUUAUGUACAUUUCUUUUCUAUAACAAAUACACAGUAUAUUCCCUU
Molecule: messenger RNA, 4812 nt
Organism: Zootoca vivipara (common lizard)
Lineage: Eukaryota; Metazoa; Chordata; Lepidosauria; Squamata; Lacertidae
Gene: PDLIM4
Product: PDZ and LIM domain 4
Biological process (GO): muscle structure development; actin cytoskeleton organization; heart development
Cellular component (GO): stress fiber; filamentous actin; adherens junction
Molecular function (GO): muscle alpha-actinin binding; actin binding
Source: RefSeq, a predicted model, not a curated record